Molecule: messenger RNA, 897 nt
Organism: Saxophila tyrrhenica
Lineage: Eukaryota; Fungi; Ascomycota; Dothideomycetes; Mycosphaerellales; Extremaceae
Exons: 1
Coding region: 1-897 (298 amino acids)
Biological process (GO): negative regulation of SCF-dependent proteasomal ubiquitin-dependent catabolic process; protein dephosphorylation; negative regulation of protein binding
Cellular component (GO): nucleoplasm; cytoplasm
Molecular function (GO): F-box domain binding; protein tyrosine/serine/threonine phosphatase activity
Source: RefSeq, a predicted model, not a curated record
AUGGCCACCGACGUUCCCACCUUCAGCUACCCCCACCGUACCUCCUACUCCGCCUACCGCGUCCCAACACCUCCACGCAUCAUCGUCCCCCCACCCGCCCUCAACCAAGACCACCUCCCAGACAUCACCCUCAACACCCUCGACUCCGCCUUCACCACCUCCGUCGACCAGAAAAACCUCAUUACGCAAAACGUCUUGCAAGAAUGGACCUACGAGCGCCGGCGCGAAGCCCAGCUCAUCCUGCCCUACCUCUUCCUCGGCCCCAUGACAUCCGCCAAGGACGAAACGUGGUUACGGAAGGAAGGGAUCACAUGCGUGCUCGGCGUGCGGCAGAAGGGGGCGUUCGAGAGCAAGCUCAUGAACGGCGCGUUGCGGAAAGCCGCGGAGAUGGGGAUCGAGCACUACACGGUGGAUUUAGGCGGACAUCAGGACCUGAUCCAGGCGUUCCCGAGCACGUCGGCGCAUGUCCAGAAUCACGUCAAGCACAUGCUCGAGUCGACGGGGCAGAUGGGGAAGGUGCUGGUGUUCUGCGAGAGCGGGAAUGAGCGCAGUGCGGGGGUUGUGGCGGCGUAUUUGAUGGAGGCGCAUGAGGGGGUGGAUUAUAUCAAGGCGAUGCAAUUCACGCAGGCGCAGAGAUUUUGCGUCAACUUUGAUGAUGGCGUGAAGAGGUUGUUGCAGGGGUAUUGGGAUAUCUUGUGCGCGAGGCGGCAGGUGGCGGCGCAGUCGACGGAUAGCCAGGCUGUGAACGGAUCUGCCAACACUGCUGUUCAAAGCACACCCAAGAGGAGCCUGCAGCGCGACGAGGACGAGGACAUCGAUGGCAUGGGCGGAGACGACGUGGAGAGGUUCGGCGGGCGUACGUUUGUGCCGUUCGUCGACGUCGAGGAGCCGCUCUAG